UUUUUUUUUUUUUUUAACCUCGUUUAGUUUUUCUUUUCCAAGAAUAGAGAUGUUACCUCCUUAGAAGCAGGCCACAGGAAAGGGAGAAAUUGAAAAUAUAAAAGAAGAUGGAAUGAGAGAGAGAGAUUAUGAACUCAGAAGUGCAAAUGGGAUCAUUAGCCUUAGAAAUGACAGAGUGUUUUUUACUUCCAAGGCAAUAAAGAGGGUAGGAAAGAUGGGUAAUGAACCCAACAUGAUUGAGAUAGCGAGGAGGAAAGUAGGGAACUUAAGUGGGUAGAAGGGGUUGUAUAUUCUCUAACUUGGAACCUUGGUGGUCUGUUAGACUCCAGAAUAGCAGCAGAGGUCAGGUUGGCUAUAUGGGGAUUCUGACAGAGAGUCAGUGGUGAAUACAAGUACUGAUAGGGCAUUGUCCCCUAAGAAUGAAUGUAUAGCAUAGACUUCAAAUGACCUUCAUCAGCUUGACAGGACUUUAUUCAACAGUGCUCAUUGGCUGGAUUCUUAUCUUCAGAAGUGGCAAUCAGGUCCACCUGAGAGAAAAGGGGACUGCAGAGGAAUGUAUACAUGGUGGAACCUAACUUCUUGUGGAACAAGUGUUGCCAGCUCAGAAGGCAGUGAGGAGCUGUUUUCAUCUGUGUCUGUUGGAGAUCAAGAUGAUUGCUAUUCCCUGUUAGAUGAUCAGGACUUCACUUCUUUUGAUUUAUUUCCUGAGGGGAGUGUCUGCAGCGAUGUCUCUUCUUCUAUUAGCACUUACUGGGAUUGGUCAGAUAGCGAGUUUGAAUGGCAGUUACCAGGCAGUGACAUUGCCAGUGGGAGUGAUGUACUUUCUGAUGUCAUACCCAGUAUUCCAAGUUCACCUUGCCUGCUUCCUAAAAAGAAAAACAAGCACCGGAAUUUAGAUGAACUCCCUUGGAGUGCAAUGACAAAUGAUGAGCAGGUGGAAUAUAUUGAGUAUCUGAGUCGGAAAGUGAGUACUGAGAUGGGUCUUCGGGAGCAACUUGAUAUUAUUAAGAUCAUUGAUCCUUCUGCUCAAAUCUCCCCUACAGACAGUGAGUUUAUUAUUGAACUUAACUGUCUCACAGAUGAAAAACUGAAGCAGGUCAGAAACUAUAUCAAGGAGCAUAGCCCUCGCCAACGGCCUGCAAGAGAGGCCUGGAAGAGAAGCAACUUUAGUUGUGCAAGCACCAGUGGAGUGAGCGGUGCCAGUGCCAGCGCCAGCAGCAGCAGUGCCAGCAUGGUCAGUUCUGCAAGCAGCAGUGGGUCCAGUGUUGGAAACUCUGCUUCAAACUCCAGUGCCAACAUGAGUCGAGCACACAGUGACAGCAACCUGUCUGCAAGUGCAGCAGAGCGGAUUCGGGAUUCAAAAAAGCGAUCCAAGCAGCGGAAGUUACAGCAGAAGGCCUUCCGCAAGAGGCAGCUGAAGGAGCAGAGGCAGGCCCGGAAGGAGAGGCUCAGUGGGCUCUUCCUUAAUGAAGAGGUGCUGUCCUUGAAAGUGACUGAGGAAGACCAUGAAGCAGAUGUUGAUGUUUUGAUGUAAUAAGGGUGAAUUUAUCAGCAUUCUUUGUGAGCAUUAAAAUACUACAUCCUUAUUGGUUUACAUGCAUCUUGACCAAAAUUUUGGUUAGGGCUGUGCUGAUGUACCAUUAAUAAUUUAAGCCAGUGGUUCUUGACAGGUGGUCCCAAGACCUGCAGCUUCAGCAUCACCUGAGAAGUUGUUAGGAAUGCAUACUUGUGGGCUCCACCCCCAGACGUAGUGAAUCAGAAACCAACAGGGAGGCGCC
Piliocolobus tephrosceles (Ugandan red Colobus) is the source of this 1778-nucleotide messenger RNA. RefSeq names its product family with sequence similarity 199, X-linked (gene FAM199X). The record is from RefSeq and is a predicted model, not a curated record. Bases 554 to 1534 code for a protein of 326 amino acids. Lineage: Eukaryota; Metazoa; Chordata; Mammalia; Primates; Cercopithecidae. The transcript is spliced from 6 exons.